ACUGCUGGCCGGGAACCGAUAUGAGCCGCAAUGGAAAUUUCAUUACCCCCAUCGCCGUCUCGCCGAAUCCGCGCGCGGUGCCGAACUUUGCACAUGUCGGUCUCCGGAACGACGAUAUAAAAUAAGGGACGUAGAAAAAAUAUACAACUAAAAAUCACACGGCAACGCGGGCGUUCCGGAAUCAAUUAGUGCAAAAUAACGAUGAAUUUUGUAGUGUGUCAUGACGGGUAGAAAAACAAACUCUGUGUGAUGGGUGCAAAACAACAACAACUACGACAGCAGCAACAACAAGCAUCAGUGCGGAUCAUCCGGAAGACAACGAUAACUGAAACGGACGUGGUCGAGUUUUAUGACCAUCAUCGGCGGCAGCAUGGAAAACGGUUGACACAUGCAAAUGGCUCGCUACCCGUUGAACCUGCGGGGGUAAUACGGCGGGACUGAAUGUGAAACGUGUAUCCAUCUGGUGCCGCAUGAGGUGUUGAAGAAAUGAACGGGGCGUGAAGAGAAAAAAAAGUGUCUAAAGUAACAGCCAAAGCAGACGACACCGAAGAAAACCUAUCCAGUGGGGAGAAAAAUAAUGGCCACGGCAAGGGGCCGUGCCGCCGGUGAAGAAUCUUCUAUUUCAUGGCCCUCGUGGCCUUGGACGACGCCGAUCCGGACGGCAGUGACGGAAAAAGUGCACCGAAUUGUGACGACGGCGGCUGCUAGGACGACGUCCACGGUGACGACAACGAGUGCAACUGUGAGCUCCUGGAGCCCGUUCACGGGCGAAGAUGUUACCGGGGAUUGGGCGGUCAGUGAAAGUGGUGGGGAUGUGUUGGAUUAUGGCGGUAGUAGCUUCCUGGAUGAAUUUGCAAACGAUGUCAAUGGCAGCAAUAGCAGCACUUUGCUCACUGGUGCUUUGUCCAAUUUUAGUGGCUCUCCACUUGAAUCAACGGCGACAGCACUGUUCUCCGGCGGCAAUUACUCGACCGAGUUCAGCAUCAAUGUUAACGUCUCGGACAGUGGGAUGGCGGCUGCCAACUCGCGGCUGUCGUUCGCCCACAUUCCGGAUCUGCUGCAGGAGGACGAGCUGAUGGCCCUGUGUACGAAUUGCAUUUUGCUCAAUUAUAGCGGCAGUAGCAGCAGCAGCAGUAGCAGUAACCUGGGGCUGAUCAACGGCACCAUCAGCACCAGAUUCGGCAACGGAACGGACCGGGACCUGCUGCUGCUGAGGCCCGACGACGGCAGCGGGUACGGGCUGGGCGGGCUGGACGACCCCGAGAGCACCAUAUUUCUGAUCCGGAUGAUAGUGACGGCCGUGGUGCUCGGGAUCGUUAUACUGGCGACGGUGAUAGGAAACGUAUUCGUAAUAGCGGCCAUCCUGCUGGAACGGAACCUCCAGAGUGUGGCCAACCACCUGAUAUUAUCGCUGGCGGUGGCGGAUCUGCUCGUGGCGUGCUUGGUGAUGCCCCUCGGUGCGGUGUACGAGGUGUCGAACGAGUGGCGACUCGGGGCGGAUCUCUGCGACAUGUGGACUUCCAGCGACGUCCUGUGCUGCACGGCUUCCAUUCUGCAUCUGGUGGCAAUCGCCCUCGACAGGUACUGGGCGGUGACGGACAUCGACUACGCCCACCAGCGGACAGCCCGACGGAUAGGCUACAUGAUCAUCGUCAUCUGGACGCUGUCGGUGCUGGUUUCGAUAGCGCCGCUCCUCGGCUGGAAGGACCCCGAGUGGGAGGCCCGCGUCUACCAGGACCUGCAGUGCAUCGUCUCCCAGGACGUCGGCUACCAGAUAUUUGCAACGGCUUCCAGUUUUUACGUUCCACUGUUGGUAAUACUGUUCCUCUACUGGCGAAUAUUCCUCGCCGCCAGGAAACGGAUACGGCGAAGGCAGCAGGGUAAAACCAUAGUGCAAUUGAUACCAAAACCUUUAGCUGCUCAGACCCAUCCUGAACCCUUGGCAAAAGCUUCAUGUAUGGCACUAACAUCGAUUGGUUUCCGCUGGAAGGUAACUGCAUCGCAGCCGAACAACGCCAUCGGUGGCCCGACGGCGAACGUGGUCGGCGGCUCCGGAGGCAUCGCGGCCGCCGUGGUGGCCGUCAUCGGGCGACCCCUGCCCACGAUCAGCGAAACGACGACGGCCUUCACGAACGUGUCGUCGGCGAACACCAGCCCGGAGAAGGGCAGCCUCGGGAACGGCGUCGAGCGGGACCGCAUCGAGAUGGACCCACCGACGGCGGACUUCUCCACCGCGUACCCCUCGGGUCCGUACGGGGCGUCCAGUUCGUCCGCCAAGCCGUCAAUCAUGAAGAAAAAGUCCCAAUCGGCGACGGACUCCAAGCGGGAGCGCAAGGCGGCCAAAACGCUGGCCAUCAUUACGGGGGCGUUCGUGUGCUGCUGGUUGCCGUUCUUCAUCAUUGCCAUCCUACUGCCAACGUGCACCGAGUGCAACAUCAGCCCGCUGACGAUGAGCGUGUGCCUGUGGUUGGGCUACUUCAACUCGACGCUCAAUCCGAUCAUCUACACGAUCUUCAGCCCGGAGUUCCGGCACGCGUUCAAGCGGAUACUGUGCGGCCGGCGGCACAGCCUGAGGCGGACACGGCACAUGGGCGUGCGGCACAUGAGGUAAGGAACGGGGCGGGACGAGGGCAAAGUCUGACUUGUGAUGUAAAUUUUUCUCUAGGGUAAAAAAUAAACAUAA
Messenger RNA from Armigeres subalbatus, 2683 nucleotides. Its product is annotated as 5-hydroxytryptamine receptor-like. Lineage: Eukaryota; Metazoa; Arthropoda; Insecta; Diptera; Culicidae. Gene Ontology annotation, molecular function: G protein-coupled receptor activity. The coding region runs from base 578 to 2611 and encodes 677 amino acids. Gene Ontology annotation, biological process: adenylate cyclase-activating adrenergic receptor signaling pathway. The record is from RefSeq and is a predicted model, not a curated record. The transcript is spliced from 6 exons. Gene Ontology annotation, cellular component: plasma membrane.